AAGAGACGAAGUGUUGAAACCAAAGUGAUUCAAUCGCAAGCAUCAACCCGAGCACUGCAACGUCAUGACGAAACGAUGAUGGUAACUCCGUGCGUGCCAUACAAUGGCGCGCUAAAAUCACUCAUCAAACUUUGUAAACAGACAAUGAUGCUUCAUAAAACAUCGCCUGCAUUCCUAGCUUCGCGCAUUAGUUCUCUAAAUGGUUGUGUUUCGUCCGGAGCUUUUAACGUUGCUGAAAAAUUCACAGAACAUUUUCAAAGUUACUCCAUUAAGACUCUUGAUUCUCCGCCGGUCGAAUGCCGAGUCUCUGGCCCUUAUGGAAAUUCGAAGGAUACAACUCUCUCUUCUACUGUUUCUUCCUUUAGUACCCAAAAUCAAGCCAAAUUUUCUUCCACUAUUCAUAACCCUAGAUCACGGUCUACUGACUCGCCCAACCUCUUCCGUAAACAUAAUAAAAUAAACACAUGGAAAUCUAGUUCAGAAAUACUUACGACCUUGGAGCAGUCUACGGUUCCUGCCCCACUGCAAAGCUACAAUGCGACUCGACCGCAGCCAUCAAGAUCAGACCCGAGCAAGAGUUGCUUCAGACGACCUCAGGAUCCCAUCGUGAGGUCUCCGUUACUGCUGCUCAUGUUGAUGAGGUUUCUGCUGCUACUGCAAUGCGUCUUAUUUGUUGUUUGCGCGACGGAGGCGCCGCUGCCGACCACGUGCGACUGGGGCGCUGCGCCGAAGCCCCGACGCUUCGUGAGGGUGCGAGAAGACGCGCCGCUUGGCUACUCCAUCCUCAGCGUGAACGUGACACGUCCCGACCUGCUCGUCCUGUCCCACGCGCAGGAAGGAGCUUCACUAUUCCGCGCAUCGGCUGGGCGCGACGAAGGGCUUGUGGUGGUCGCUGAGCGGCUCUCCCAGCUGCUGGCUGAGCCGCAAGCAGCAGCGGCUCCUGUCAUCAAGUUCUCUCUUACGUGCGGGGAUAACCUGUUCACACAGCAAGUGACGGUUUAUGUUGAAGACGUAAACGACCACGCCCCGAUGUUUGAUGUACCCAUAAUCUCCAUCACUGUUGAUGAGCUCACGCCAGUUGGCCUGACAGUUCUCAACGGGAUCAAGACCACUGACCUGGACAAACCUAACACAGCCAACUCCGAGGUGACGCUCUCACUGGGUGGAGGGGAUCCCAGUGGCUACUUUAAAAUGGCGGACAGUAAGAAAGGCAUCGUGCAGCUCGCUAAAACACUCGAUUAUGAUGACGGCCCGAGGACUUUUGAUAUUCAAGUUAUUGCUCAAGACCAGGGCAGCCCUCGUCUGUCGUCCUCCGCCCGGUUGUUGGUGGCCGUCGUGGACGCGGACGACAGGCCGCCGGUGUUCUCAGCGGACACCUACAGCGUGUCCAUCCCUGAGCAGCCCGGCGUUGAUACCGGAAGUUUCGCGCCGCGCGUCUUAUAUCCCGAGCCGCCGCUCCUCGCAGCCGACGGUGAUGAAGGCCUCAACAUCUCGCUCGUCUAUUCCAUCCUGCCGGGACCUCAUGCCACUGCAUUCAAUGCUGACGACAACGAACGCGAAAGUUCUUCGGUUCUGGAGGUGCUCGUGACUGACGUCAACGAUAAUCUGCCUGAGUUUGAACACGAUCUUUACGCCAUCAGCAUCGUCGAGAACCUGCCCACUGGCUUCAGCGUCGUGCAAGUUUCCGCUUCUGAUGCCGACCAAGGUGUGAACGGUGAAUUUCGUUAUCGAUUAUUCGGUGGCGACUCAGCUUUGGCCAUUAACCCCAACACCGGUUGGCUAACGGUGGCCAACCACUCUCUUCUGGACCGUGAAACUCUACCGACUUUGUCGCUUCAAGUUUGCACUGAACAAGUAGCGCCCCUUGUUAGCAGCCCGCAUGUGGUCAUGGAAUCCACCACUUCAAUUUCGCGAAGACGCCAAACGUUGCCAAUUGAUGUGCCAGCAGCGACCCCUUCGCAUUUCACGAACCUUCCAUCCACCACGACGGCGGAAACCAGUCAAAAACUUCAAGUUUCCGAAGCACCUCCACUUUCCCUCACGAAAUUGAACGCCCGAACGUUUAUUCCGAGUGAUAGAGAUUUAACAGUUCCGAUAGUUACUCAACAUUCAUCCGAAGUUAAAACCAAAACCAGAGCUUUUCCCACUGUCAUCAUCCGUAAAUCUGAAUCCAGUAAUUCCUCUCUCAGUCCGUCGCCAGAGAUACGUGAUACUUUUAGUAUAGAGGACGCAAUCCCUAAACUGGAAACGUUACCCUUUGGAACUAGAACUGCCCCAAGAAAGGCUUCCCGGUCUUCAGCGGUAAGAAGACUUGACGCAUCCAAAUCCUCUAGUUUGAGUGAGCCACUUUCCGAAAUUUCGGCCAUGCCUUUAAUUUCCUCGGCAACGACCGAGAUUCAUAUCAAUAAAAGUUCCAGUGAAGUAACAUUUUUGAAAGGUAAACGUCUUGAAAUGUUUGAUCUUUCUGAUGCCACUACGAAGCUUUCAAAAAACUCUUCCAUUUCUGAUGUGAAUUCCCGGAAAAAACGUAACUCCGACGCGUUUAAUAAAUUCAACACGCGGCGUCACGCCAAACCCAAAUCAUUGGUGCCAAUUAAGUUGAUCAGCAACCAAAAUCUUAGUGUAUCAGGAGAGGUUCUGGAACGUCCUGGGAAUUAUUCGUGCGCCGCCAUACAACUCACUCUUCUGGAUGCGAACGACAAUAACCCUGUGUUUCUACCAUCAAAUCAAUAUCACUUCACCGUCAGGCAGGAUGCAAAACCGGGCAUGCGAAUAGGCAGGGUUGAAGCCAUCGAUGCAGAUUCAGGUAUGAACGGACAUGUGACAUACCGACUUCAAGAUCGCACUACCGCUGCUAUUGCAAGCCACGGCAACGUAACGUCAACAUCAACCGACAACGAAAGGAAAUCAGCAAUCAUCGUUGAGAGCAACACUGGAUACCUCACCCUUAACUCGGCGGCUCUUAAACUCGGCGAGUUUACUAUGUUCGUAGAGGCCUCCGACUCUCCCGCCAGUGUAUCUGAAACUCGCACCUCGCUGGCUGUCGUCGUCAUAAGCGUGACGGCGGGCGACGCGUGGGAGCCGCGGUUCGAGGGCGCGCCCUUCGAGUUCUGGGUGGGCGGGGACGCCAGCGUCGGCACGUCCGUCGGGCAGGUCCGCGUUGCCGACCUCGACCGACGACGCAUCUUCUUCGACAUGUUCCAUAGCUAUGAAGAUGGGGUGCCGUUCGCAAUCGAGGAGACCAGCGGCAUCGUGUCAGUGGUGGAGCCACUGGCGGGUUUUGACCGCAGCGACUACCAGUUCGAGGCGGUCGUUACCGACGGACAAGCCUCACUCGUCACGAACUUGUCCGUGCACGUCGCACCUCAAGCCAGGUCGCCGCAGAUGUCAGAGAUUGUCCUUCUCAUGUCGGUUCAAGAGAACUUGGCUGGCGGGCUGGUGGGCAACAUCAGAACUGAGCUCAAGAAACAAGGUAUCGACCUGCCCCCUGAACCACGUCUUGACCUGGUAAGCCCCGAGACUCGCGAAGUGUUCGUGAUCGCGCAAGACUCGUCGCUGUACACGGCAGCCGCGCUGGACCACGAGACGCGAGCUGUGCACGGCUUAGCGGUGCUCAGCGCCAGCUCUGCACUCAUAUUCUACAUUAAUGUCCAGGUUGAAGACGUGAACGACAACCCGCCUCAGCUGAACGCAGUGUCAUACGAAGGCUCGCUUGGGGAAGACUCGCUGCCUGGGACUCCUGUGCUCAUCACACCAAGGAUAGAAGUUACUGACCUGGACUCUUACCCCGGUUCAUCUUGGGAGCUUCGAUUGCUUGGGUCUGCUUCUGCUCUGUUUGCUAUGAACGCUUCUACGGGCUCGGUCUACUUCAGAGGAGGACACUUAGAUCGGGAGAGUAUCGCAGCAUACGGACUUCUCAUUCAGGCAAUCGACGACGGAAAUUUGACUACUUACGCAAAUCUCACUAUUAAGCUCGAGGAUGUCAAUGAUAACUAUCCGAUAUUCCGUAAAUCCAAUGAGAUACCCCAAUACGCCACAAAAAUUGCGGAUAACGAUAUAGGGUCCAGAGGGAAAAGCAUCCGCGAUCGCGAUUUUACAAAUUCUGAUGGCUCUACGCAAAUUAUAAUACCAGAAUCACUGUCCGUUGGUAGCAAAGUGACGCAAGUUGUGGCAGACGAUAAAGAUGUAGGCCUGUUUGCCGACAUUCGUUAUCUCAUAGAAUCUCAAACUUCAUACCAUCAUGGAGGUAAUUCAUCUGCCGUGCCGCAAGUUACGUCAACAAAUACAUUCUCAUUGGAGCCCAAAUCAGGGAACUUGGUUGUAGCAGGCAAGCUCUUGCCUGAUCACCUCUACGUGCUCAAUAUUUCAGCCAUAGAUGGAGGGGGGCUGUCGACAAUGACUGUCGUGUCUGUCAACGUUUACGAUGUCAACGACCAUGCACCUCAAUUCCUGCUCCCUGUAUAUUAUUUUGACAUCCUUGAAGGUUCGUAUCUCGUUGGAGAGGUAGGAGGAGUCACGGCUGUAGACUUGGAUCUGGGAGAAAAUUCUAAAAUUAUGUAUCAAAUUGUUGUGAACGAAUCGCCAUUGACCGAAACGUUUCCUUUCCGUAUUGGAGAAACUUCAGGGAUGAUACUCGCCACUGGCCAGGUUGAUAGAGAAAUGCAGUCCCGUUACCAGUUCUCGGUCAUUGCAACUGAUGGAGGCGAACCUCCGCUUUCCACUUCAGUUGAAGUACAUAUUUCUGUCAGCGAUUCCAAUGACCAUGAUCCAAUUUUCUACGGCUAUCAAACCAUCUACUCUGGAUCAGAAAGGUUCAAGAACUAUUCUCUGCCCGUGUAUCAGAUAACUGUCCCUGAAAACCUGCCGAAAGGUACUAUAAUCACCAAAGUUUUUGCAAACGAUUCCGAUUCAAUGACUUCCGGGAAUGGAAUUGUUCUGUAUAAAAUCGAGGAACCGAACUCCCCGUUUGGUAUUGACUCUAAAAAUGGGAGCAUUUUCACUGCCAUGGAUUUGGAUUACGAGACGAGUUCUUCGUUGCGGGCGACGGUGGUCGCCAUCGACGUUGGAACGCCGACCAGAUCUGCGUCGGCAUUGCUUGAUGUGACAGUGACUGACGUGCGAGAGGAUCUUGCUGAUCGACUCUUCGACGUAGAACAAUACGUGGUACAAGUGAAGGAAAACAGUGAAGUGCCGGUACCUCUGCUUAACCUGAGUGGAUCCUUCGCACGCCUCAGCGAACAAGGCAUGCACUUUUUAUUGGCGGAUACACGUUACGAAGACCUUGUAUCUGUGGACACAGAGUCAGGACAAGUCUAUCUCAUAAAGUCCCUCGAUAGGGAAGAGCAACAUGAAUAUAAAUUCAAGAUUCGCGCUCUAGCUCCUUUAGAGAUAUUUCGUUCGAGCGAAAGUCGACGGGAGGAAAUUUAUACGCUAGCGACGACCACUAAAUCUGUGACUGUGCCAACCACGCAACAUACCACAUACUUUACUCGCAGCUCUGGUCUACGAGCUACUACCGAAUUACCCAGUGUUGCUAAAGACGACAAGUUAAAUCCAUUUAUUGAGCCAAGACGUAGAAAACAACCGAUAACGCAGGCUCCGGCUUACCCUCGCACUGAUAAGUGGAGAAGCUCGAGACGAGAUUCUGGAAUAAACGGUAGAAGUGACGUGGCACCGAGUAACAAUGGAGAGAAUAGUGAAGACGAUAAUGAAGCAUCUCAAAGGAAAGGGAGAAGUUUCCACGAAACAAACAUCGAAGAAGAUCUGAUCAUGUCAGCUUCACUUGAGACUUCGAUUAACAUCACCAAUGUGAACCAAUCUGUUGCCGAAUUUCCAAUCUCCGUUGAAGGAGCUACAUUUGGCAAUGAAUAUUCCCGCAAAAGUACCGAUGAUUUUUCAGCUACGGUUGAAAAAUCUCCUUUAGAGCCAAAUGUAAACAUUAGUCAAAUGCUCUUGUCCAAUAAUCAUCACUUGGAAAUUACCACGGCAAGUAACGGAUCUCCGAAAAUGUCCGACACGCACUCGAAGAAAGCGAAAAGAUCUGCACUGAAUGAAAGUGGCGACACGCGCCGUAUUUCGCUCACGCAAACUAGCGAGCGAGAUUUCGGAGCAAGAAUUUCUGAAGGUAUUCCGGUCAACUUGAUCGAUUCUUCUCCUCGCUUGCAUAAUCAUUUGAGUCGCACGCAACAAAUGCGUGACGUGGAAGCGUUUUCUGCGUCAACGCUGCAACUCAACGAAGUCUGGGUCGUCAUCAAAGUGCUGGACGAGAACGACAACCCGCCUCGCUUCAACAACGAUGGUCGGCCGCUUGUGGGAGCCGUGCUCUCCGACGCAAUUUUCGGACACGAGAUAUUCACCAUCGAGGCGACGGACCCUGAUGCCGGGCCACACGGAGCUGUGCGGUUCACGAUGCUGCAGAGCGGACCGGCCGACCUCGCGCGGCACAAGUUCGCCGUAGACUCCCUCACUGGCCGCGUGACGGUGGUUGGCGACCUGAGGGCGGACGAGGGCCGCAUGUUCGGGUUUGACGUCCGCGCCACCGACAACGCGGGGCAGCCGGACGGCCUCAGCGCCGUCACUAAUGUUUUCGUAAGUAUAAUUCUUCGUAAUUUUCGUAAGUAUAAUUCUUCGAUGUUGAGCAAUGCAACAGGUCUAGACGUGAGGGUACAGCGCAUAGCUCCCCAUCACGACUCGUGGCCACUGAAGUUGCAGGCAUCAUCACAGAAUAUUCCUUCAAACACGGACUUGUACGUAUACGGAGUGUCGACGACAAGCCAGGAGGUGGUGGCCGCAGCACUGCUGAAGGAGGCGCUGAGUUCCAACAUGCACGCCAUCGUACCUCGGGGCCUCAGCGUCAAGGGUCUCAGGACCCCGCAGGUCAACAGGGAGAGCGCCUUACUACAGACUCCUGAGCUGGCCAUUCUUAUAAGCGUGGCGCUGGUGCUGCUUAUCACCGUCACGGCGCUAGUGUGUCUGUGUCACAAACAACGCAAGCGGCGUCGUAAGACUCGUCCCUCUCCCUUCACGGGGGGUUUGUCAGGCGCCGCUGGAGGGGGCAUGUCAGUUUUGCCCCUGUCGUUCCCGGUGGGACCUUUACCCUACGCGCACAUGAGCGACCGAAGUUCCGCCAGCUCCGAAGACUUGACAAAAGCUGCUUUCCGACGACCACUGCCGGACCGUCUGUCUAAACUGCGGCAGUUUGAUGACCACGCGCAUUUCGGCGAGUUUCAUCUACGCAAGAACCGAAGUUACAUGGUCGGCAGGAAGAAGUCUAUUCACGACAGCCGAAGGAGGCGUUCAAAAGACGGUGAUCUCUGCGAACGAAUUCACUCGCACACCGCUGAGCUUCAAGGAAUGCAGUGCUGCGCGACGUUCAGUAGCAGCGGCGCGAACUCAGACGAAGACGGGCUGCCUGUCCGGCGCAGGAAGUCGCCGCGACGGAACUUUGCCUCAUCCGGCAACUCGGAUUGUAAUGACGGGGCCUUCGAUAGCCCGGAAUUCCGGAGAAGUAGACAGUCGCGUAAUAUCAGACGACACUGUUGCGCUGACAGUUGCCCAAGUCAUAACUGCUGCCGUAAUCUCGCUGCUGUGGAUUGCAGCACCACAACCACAGCCACAACCGUCACCUCACCACAACAUCUACGCCACUUCCGCAACAAUUCACCGGACUCCCUUGAGCGCAACCCUCACAGCCACCACAAUCAUCACCACCACCAACAUCUCGGUGGUGCAGGAGACCCGCAUCACCACCAUCAUCGCAACCACCACCAUUCAUCUCUUCACUCACUUUCUCAACACCAAAACCACACAGAAAUUCAUGGGUCGACACCCGCGCUGCCCACGUACCCAUACCCGGGGCCUGUACCGCCACCGGCGCCUCCCAUGAAGCCGAGCAAACCAAACGCCUUCAAGAACGAGGGCCCCGUCAUCACCAUCCCGCGCACGCAGCUGCGUCGACCGCAAUGUGAGUAA
Messenger RNA from Hyalella azteca, 7971 nucleotides. RefSeq names its product cadherin-89D (gene Cad89D). Gene Ontology annotation, molecular function: calcium ion binding. NCBI's taxonomy places the organism in Eukaryota, Metazoa, Arthropoda, Malacostraca, Amphipoda, Hyalellidae. Gene Ontology annotation, cellular component: plasma membrane. The record is from RefSeq and is a predicted model, not a curated record. Gene Ontology annotation, biological process: homophilic cell-cell adhesion. Bases 145 to 7971 code for a protein of 2608 amino acids. The transcript is spliced from 29 exons.